Messenger RNA from Brassica oleracea var. oleracea, 4189 nucleotides. RefSeq lists its product as uncharacterized. The record is from RefSeq and is a predicted model, not a curated record. The transcript is spliced from 11 exons. Gene Ontology annotation, molecular function: microtubule binding. Lineage: Eukaryota; Viridiplantae; Streptophyta; Magnoliopsida; Brassicales; Brassicaceae. The coding region runs from base 200 to 3985 and encodes 1261 amino acids.
UCCAACGUCUUCUUCCCGCUUACGAAGCCGGAAUAUUCUAUUCAACAUCGGCCGACGGAUUUACGAUUCCGACCACGAACAACGCCCUACCUGUUUCCUAUACUAGCUUAGCUUCUCGCAUCAGUGUAAGUAAGAGAAAAACUCUUAGCGAUACCGAUUAGGGAUUCAGAUCUCGGACGUUGCUUAGUGAGGGUAGGCAAUGGAGAAGGAUCUGUUAGAUAUCUCUGGAGAAGACGAAUCCAAUUGGCUUAUGAGAGACACGCCGUUUAAAGGCGUUGCGUCGUUUUCCGGUGGCCGGGAAAAGAGCUAUUUAGAUUGCUCGCCUCUCCAAAUCCCUAUAUCAAGCCGCGCCGUUCCUCCUCGUCCUCCUUUUUCUUCAAUUGGGAGAGUAACAGGCAACACCAGCAACGUGGAGCAGCCAAGCGCUUGUACUGAUACAGGCAGUGUAGGCAAGGAGAAUACCAGUGGGAGCAAAGUUGAAUUGAGUGUGGAGCGACAACAGAUGAAAAAGAAGAAAAAGAAUGCAGGAUUCAACUUGCGGAAAAGCUUAGCUUGGGAUAGAGCCUUUUCAACUGAAGAAGGUGUUUUGGAUUCCACUGAGCUAUCUAAAAUCACUGGAAACGCUUGUCUAGUUGGUGGAGAUAUGUUAUCUGCCAUUCAGGAGGAGGCAACGUCAGCUUCCAAAUUUACUAAUGUUUCACCAGGUCUACAAGCACUUGAAGAGAACCUGUUUAACGACUUGCCUGUGAAUAGUAAAAGGAGAGAGAAGAAGAUUGUGAUUGGCACUGUGCCCAAGUACUCAACACCAUCUAAAGCCCAAUCUUCUUCCAUGAAAAAAGUUUCAGCUCAGGAUUUGAGGAGCGGUUCCAAACGCAGUGGCUGUCCCCGGCCUCCUCCUUCAUCUUCCCUGAAAAGACCUGCAAAUGUGCAUACAACAACACCACGUAGCAGGGAGUCGAGCGUAUCUAAAGUUUCUAAGACUAAAUCUGAUCCAGUUUCAAACAACAUGACAAAGAUUACUCGAAGUCCCAGCAAACCGAAACUAAGUCAACCUACUCAGUCAAGUAAUUCUCAGAGGAGCUUAGGAUCUGUAAGCUUCUCGAAAGGCACUUCCAGCACAAAGAGUAAAACAAGUUCCAGCCUGGCGAGCAGAAGUUCAAUUCCGAAGCCCUCUCUUAAGCAAUCUAGAAGAAAUGUGAUCACCAAAACAUCAGGAGCUCCUUCAGCAUCCAAGUCACAGCAUUCUGUUGCUGGGAAGUCCAACGAUGGCCCUAUGACUACAUCAGAUAUGGAUAUGCUUGCUCAUGCAUCAAAUAUCGCCGACUCUGAUUUGACUAAUAUGGGCACCGCAUUAGCUCAAAAUAGUAGAGUUGGAAACACGCAGUCUGCAGUUUCCCGACUGGCAAAGCCAUCAGGUUUAAGACUGCCGUCACCGUCAAUUGGCUAUUUCGAUCAGUCUGGUUCUCAACCGUCACACAGCGCAGAAGAAAAACAUAAUCAGCUUCCAAAGUCUGAUAUUGGUUCAGCUUCUCGUUUUUCUUUGAUCCCUACCUCCAAAAAACCUCAAUUUUCUGAAAAAGUUCCCAGAGUUAACUCCAAGUCAGCAACUGGUAACAUCGGCAGUUCAGGUCCAGCUGCAGGUUUCUCUGCUCAAGAAAGGGUGAAAAUAGGCCUGAAAAGCACUCGGAAAAUAGAAUCUGAAGUGUCGUCUUGUUCAAAGGGUUCCCAGAUAAAUGAAAGCCUGCAGCAUCCAUGUAUCGUUAUAGGUGAUAUUUGUACAUCUGAGAACAUCUCUACAGCAAAAUGCGAAGAUUUUCAGAGUAGCAGUAAGCUGCCGGUCAGUAGAAUGUCUGAUAAUAAUACGGAUGAGCAAAGGAAGACUCUCUGCUCAGUAGAAGGUCCAUUUAUCAAAGGUUCCAUGGAUUCUCCGGUGCAGGGUCCUUCUGGCCCUUCUGGCGAUGAGUUACCACGGUUGCAAGUCCGCAAUCAAGAGGAAGAUGUAUGUACUAUGAACGCUUUCAAUGAAGACUUAGAUACAUUGGAUGUACAUGGAAAACCACAAAAGGAAUGCGUGCACCCUGGAGAUGAAGACGAGAUGAGUCAUUUCCUUUCUGGAGAAAACAAUGUGCUAAUUAUCAACCAUUCUACUGAAAAUGUAGCAAAGCAGUCUGAGGUUUUAGAUUCCCUCACUUCAGAUCCAGGGCCUGCUGACGCACCAGAUUGUGUUCAAUCAUCAUGCAGCCGUUUUGAGGAAAAUGCAGUGUUGGACUCUCUUCCGUGUGGUCAUAACAUAGAGUGUGAUGGUCAGGCUGUAGUAGAAACGGAAAAGGGAAUUGAAGUAAGCGAUAGCACAGAGACAAACUGUGAGGCUGAUUUCGUUGGUCCAUUUUCCGAUUGCAAAGACUGGUCUAGAGAAUCUGAAGAACAGCACUUCUCGUGCCAAUUAGCCCUUGAAGGGAAAGAGGGCAGUCGUGAGAUAGAUGUCUUGCCUAGAAAAGAAAGAGCAGAUACAGAUGAUGUCGCUGAUAUGCAGAUAGAUUACUUAACCGGUUCUUCUGCAGAUGAACAAAACAUCGAACAAGUGAACUUACUAAUGCGUACCUCCGCUGAAGUUAAGAUGGAGGAUAAAUCUCUGGAAUCAUCUCAUGAAACCUGCUCUGAGAAACUAACUUCUGAAAAGCAUAUUCAGUAUAACUGUUCCAGAGCUGCAGAUACAUCUGAUGUAAAGGAUGUUUAUGUAAUGAAGCAGACCGAUCAACUUGAAACAUCAGAUCGUUGCUGUCCAGCAAAAGAUGUAUCUGCCACAGUGUUCUCUUAUUCAAAUGAGGAGCUUGAAGAUAACUCAGAGCUGGAAGACAUGGAUCUGGUUACUGAGUCAGAUAGCUCAGAUGAGGAGCCUGAUGGUAAUUUGAAUCUGAAACAGGUGAAUCUGGUUACUGAGUUAGAAUUCAUUAGUGACCUCGAUGAGUUUCCUAUCAAGGGCAUUCCUGAUCAAGAAUAUCUGGAACUAGAAGCUAUCCAUACUGCAAUGGACCAGUGUGGAAAACCUAAAACUCUACUAAGUGAAUCAAUUGGUUCCCCGGCUUCUUUAUCUGGAGAUCCUGAGAGUCUAAAUCAGGACACCGUUUUUUCCAGAAGCUCCGAAGGCAGGUCGAGCCAGGAUUCAAAUUCUGGAUGUAUUGUGUAUAACUAUGUUGGAAAAGCUGAAGGCCAGACAGAUACUGAAAAGGAUUUCAGUACUUGGGUUACUGGUCAAGAAUUAGCCUCUCAUGAAGAAUGUGAGGUUCAAGUUACAAAGAUCUCUCGUGAUCCUGUAGAAUAUUUGACCAGAGAGGAGGAAUCAGGAGCUCCGAUAUUCAUGAAAGAGGCAUUCUCAGCCAGAGAUGAUAUGCAGCCUGACGAGUUUACUGUCCUGAGUGAUGACACUUUGCCAUCAGAAAGUGGAAAGGAUUCCAGUGCUCAGGUUACUGAUCAGGAACUCGGCUCUUAUGGAGAUGUGGAAGUUCAAGUUAUAAAGAUCUCUCCUGAUCCUGUAGUAUACGUGACCAGAGAGGAGGAACCAAGGACUCCUAUGACCACGAACGAGGCUUUCUCAGUCAGAGAUGAUAUCCAGCCUGACGAUGACAAUUUGACAUCAGAAAGCAAUGAAGUCCAUGCCUCUGGAAGCAGUAGCGAUCGUACAUAUUUAUCAGAAGGCAAGGAUAAGACCGUACCAAUGGAUGCUAAGUCUGAGAAGAAACCUGAUCCUAUUAUUGUAAAGCCUCCAAAUGCUGUUCCAUUUUCUGACGAAUGGUUAGCUGCAAUUGAGGCGGCUGGGGAGGAAAUCUUAACUCUGAAAAGUGGACGUGUACAACAUUCACCAACCGACAAGACUGUUCCUGAACCAGGUCCAUGGUCUCCGGUGAAGAAGAAGAACAACCAAGGAGUAGGACCAUUUGACUGUACAAAGUAUACAAACAAAGGUCUUCCUCCUACUUUAGAUUGAAAACUUGGUUUCUUCUAUCUUAAUCAUUAUUUUCUUUGUCUUUUACCCCUUUUUAACCACUACUAGGAAAGUAAAACUUUGUUGAACACAAUCAGCUUUUUAUUGCAUGCUUAAGAAAUCAAAUGUGUACAAAGAACUUGCUGUUUUGUUCUUGUUUAGAGGCAUGAAUGACUUGUUCCAUAAUGGAUAAUUUUCUUAACAGUC